This is a messenger RNA of Aquila chrysaetos chrysaetos, 960 nucleotides long. RefSeq names its product olfactory receptor 14A16-like. Gene Ontology annotation, molecular function: G protein-coupled receptor activity; olfactory receptor activity. The record is from RefSeq and is a predicted model, not a curated record. NCBI's taxonomy places the organism in Eukaryota, Metazoa, Chordata, Aves, Accipitriformes, Accipitridae. The transcript has a single exon. Bases 1 to 960 code for a protein of 319 amino acids. Gene Ontology annotation, biological process: G protein-coupled receptor signaling pathway. Gene Ontology annotation, cellular component: membrane.
AUGCCCAACAGCAGCUCCAUCACUGAGUUCCUCCUCCUGGAAUCUGCAGACACGCGGGAGCUGCAGCUCUUGCACUUCUGGCUCUUCCUGGGCAUCUACCUGGCUGCCCUCCUGGGCAAUGGCCUCAUCAUCAGCACCGUAGCCUGCGACCAUCACCUCCACACCCCCAUGUACUUCUUCCUCCUCAACUUAUCCCUUCUUGACCUGGGCACCAUCUCCACCACUGUCCCUAAAUCCGUGGCCAAUUCCCUGUGGAACACCAGGGCCAUUUCCCACCCAGGAUGUGCUGCUCAGGUCUUUCUGUUUACCUUUUUGAUCUCAGCAGAAUUGUAUCUCCUCACUGUCAUGGCCUAUGACCGCUACGUUGCCAUCUGCAGACCCCUGCACUACGGGACCCUCCUGGGCAGCAGAGCUUGUGUCCACCUGGCAGCAGCUGCCUGGGGCAGUGGGUUUCUCACUGCUGUGCUGCACACUGCCAGUACAUUUUCACUACCCCUCUGCCAAGGCAAUGCUGUGGACCAGUUCUUCUGUGAAGUCCCCCAGAUCCUCAAGCUCUCCUGCUCACACUCCUACCUCAGGGAAUUUGGGCUCAUUGGGAUCACUGCCUUUUUUGCAUUUGGGUGUUUUGUUUUCAUUGUGCUGUCCUAUGGGCAGAUCUUCAGGGUCGUGCUGAGGAUCCCCUCUGAGCAGGGACGGCACAAAGCCUUUUCCAUGUGCCUCCCUCACCUGGCUGUGGUCUCCAUGUAUGUCAGCACUGACAUGAUUGCACACUUGAAGCCCCCCUCCAUCUCCUCCCCAUCCCUGGACCUGGUGGUGGCAGUUCUGUACUCAGUGGUGCCUCCAGCAGUGAAGCCCUUCAUCUACAGCAUGAGAAACCAUGAGAUCAAAGAUGUUCUGAGGAAAGUGAUUUCAUGGACGUUUUUCAAUACCAGUAAACUUCCAGUCUUCUUCCACAAGUGA